Messenger RNA from Coffea arabica (coffee), 2445 nucleotides. RefSeq names its product G-type lectin S-receptor-like serine/threonine-protein kinase At1g11300. The record is from RefSeq and is a predicted model, not a curated record. NCBI's taxonomy places the organism in Eukaryota, Viridiplantae, Streptophyta, Magnoliopsida, Gentianales, Rubiaceae. Gene Ontology annotation, molecular function: protein kinase activity; ATP binding. Gene Ontology annotation, biological process: recognition of pollen; protein phosphorylation.
AUGCCUGCAGCAUCAAUGAGGAAAUCCUGUGUUAUUCUACUUUGUUGCUGCUUUGGAGUUUGUAUUGCAAUAGAUACCAUCACAAUCUCCCAGCCUAUCCAAGACUCCGAUACUAUAGUUUCGUCUGGCCAAAUCUUCAAAUUAGGCUUCUUUAGUCCUGAAAAAAGUAGUGAUCGCUAUGUUGGAAUAAUGUAUACUCUACCUGAAACAGCCAUUAUAUGGGUGGCUAAUAGGGAAAGACCUUUAAAUGAUUCUUCGGGAACUGUUGUAAUCCUCGAAGAUGGUAAUCUUGCUGUAUUAAAUGGAAUGAAGGAGAUACUAUGGUCUACUAAUGUUUCAAGUUCUUUGGCGAAUUCUAGUGCACAACUCCUGGAUACUGGGAACCUGGUCUUGACAGAUGAGUCAAAGAGGAAAAUCUGGGAAAGUUUUGAGCAUCCUACAGACACUUUUUUGCCAAAGAUGAAAUUAGGGGCUAGUACAAUAGGGACGAGCCAAAUAACUUCAUGGAUAAGCCCCUCUGAUCCAUCUAUCGGAACUUUCUCUGCAGGUCUCAACCUUUUCCAAAUUCCUCAAUUUUUUGUUUGGAAUAAUAGUAGCCCUUGCUGGCGGAGUGGUCCAUGGAGUGGUACCACCUUUAUUGGGAUAGCCGGCAUGACUUCUGCAUAUGAUAAUCGACUUGAUGUCUUGAAAGACAGUUCUGGAUAUCCAUAUCUCACUUAUAACUAUGCAAAUACUCCUUUUUUUUACUAUAGGUUGAGUUCAUCAGGGAGUAUACAGGCAAUGGUUUCAUUAAGUGGAAAAGGAGAUUGGACCAUAAUCUGGUCAAGUUCAGAGAACCAAUGUGAUGUUUAUGGAAAAUGUGGAUCUUUUGGGAGCUGUAAUCCUCAGGAUUCCCCAAGAUGUACAUGUCUGCCAGGUUUUAAGCCAAGAGAUCAGGAUGAAUGGAAUCAAGGAAAUUGGACAGGUGGUUGCAUAAGAAAAGAAUUGCUGCAAUGUCAGAGAAAUCAAUCUUCCAGUACAGCGGACGACCAAGAUGGAUUUGUGAAACUUGCAAACAUGAAAGUUCCAGAUUUUGCUAAGCCAAUAGCAAAUUCUGAAGAAGAGUGCCGUAAAGACUGCUUAAACAAUUGCUUAUGCACAGCUUAUGCAUUUUAUAAUGGCAUUGGAUGUAUGCAAUGGAGUGGCAUCUUAAUUGAUUCGCAGCAGCUUCCCUAUGAUGGGGCAAACUUAUAUAUACGUGUGGCAUAUUCUGAACUUGAUACAGAUGCUAAAAGGGGUAUAAAUGUUGUCAUUGCAAGCACAGUGACUGUAGCAACUUCAGUCCUUGUAUUCUGUGCAUUCCUUUGUUGGAAGUUGAUUGCCAAGCAGAAAGGGAAAAAGCAACAAGCUAUGGUGCCAUCAGUGGAAGAUAAGUUCACCAUAAACUUCAACCAAGCCAAGUUUGAAGAGCUACCUGUGUAUACUUACGAAGCAUUGGCUAAUGCAACAGACAAUUUCCAAUCAAACAAUAAGAUAGGGGAAGGUGGUUUUGGUCCAGUUUAUAAGGGAAAGCUGUUAGAUGGCCGGGAAAUUGCAGUAAAGAGGCUUUCAAAUUCUUCAACUCAAGGGAUUGAGGAGUUUAUGAAUGAAGUCGUGGUUAUUUCGAAACUCCAACACCGGAAUCUUGUUAAACUUCUGGGCUGCUGCAUUGAAAGAGAAGAAAAAAUGCUAGUCUAUGAAUAUAUGCCAAACAAAAGUCUUGACGCCUAUCUAUUUGAUGCUAAUAAACAAAAACUACUUGAUUGGAGAAGACGUGUGAUCAUUGUUGAGGGGAUUGGCAGAGCCCUCCUUUACCUUCAUAGAGAUUCAAGACUGAAAAUUAUUCAUAGAGAUCUGAAAGCAAGCAACAUCCUUUUAGACGAAGAUCUCAAGCCAAAACUAUCAGAUUUUGGUUUAGCUAGAAUUUUCGGAGGCCAUCAAGAUCAAGCUAAUACUAACAGGGUUGUGGGAACAUAUGGCUAUAUGGCUCCAGAGUAUGCAAUGCAAGGAAGAUUUUCCGAAAAGUCUGAUGUCUAUAGUUUUGGAGUACUAUUGUUAGAGAUUGUUAGUGGAAGAAGAAAUACUAGCUUCUAUAAUUAUGAGAAUGAGCUGAGCCUGCUUGGACAUGCUUGGAAAUUAUGGAAUGAAAGUGAAGCAGCAAAACUGAUAGAUGCAGCAAUAAUUGAUCCAGGUUUCAAAACAGAGAUGUUGACAUUCAUUCAUGUAGGAUUAUUAUGUGUGCAGGAAUUUGCAAAAGAUAGGCCAGAUGUCUCUGCUGUUCUUUCAAUGCUUAGCAGUGAAAUUUCAAAUCUCCCUCGUCCCAAAUUCCCAGCCUAUACAGGAAGAUUAGGUUCCUCAGGAAAGUCUUCUCGAGAAAGGGUUUAUUCUAUUAACAACAUAAGCUUAACUACUGUUGAGGGCCGAUAG